ACUUCACCCACCUCUCCGAGCUCAACAAUGUCCAAAUCAAAGUCAAAGGCGGAGGAGGCUCUCCAAUUCCUCGAUGACCUAGACAACUAUUCGCCAGAGGCGUCGGCUCAUGGAGGGAAUGCACCAGUAGCUGAUGCAGCUAACCCGAGUGACCCAGCUGACGUGCUCAAGUUCAUCGAUGAAAUAACGCAGAAGAGCUCAGAGCCGACGCGUACGACGCCUGCUCCACUUGAGAGGCCUGCAUCACGGGCGAGCCUUGCAACGCCUGGAGGAACGAUUCGGAAAGCGACGGAGCGAGUGAGGGUUGGCUCUCCUGCGCCGUCUUCUGCUGGCUCGAAUGCAUCUGCUGCGCCGCCCAGGGCUGACGCGUCUCCUCGUGCCCCUACACCUGCAAAAUCAGAUGCAGCUGCCACUGAUGCGGAUGCGGGGUCCGCGAGUAAAGGUGGAUGGGGAUGGGGGAGCGUGUGGUCUAGUGCGAGUGCCGCGCUGCAACAAGCUCGAAGCGCUGUGGACGAGAGUGUAAAACACAUACCAAUUAACGAACAAGCGGCGAAAUGGAGAGAAGAAGUCAUGAAUAGGGUUCCUUUAAAUAAGGAACAGCUCGAGAAGCUUGGGAAUGACCUGCGGACGGUUGGCUACUCGACGUUGACUGACAUCUUGAAUGCUGUUGCGCCUCCGAUCUCUGAGCAUGAGGUCAUUCAGAUUUGGUCCAGUCAUGAUAUGGAAGGUUUUGAGGGUAUUGAAUCGUUAGUUUACAAGGCUUUGGCAAGGGUUAUGGAACAAGUCGAGGGUGGUGACCUAAUAGUCAACAAGGGGAAAGAAUCAAACCCGAGGGAGUCGGGUUCCAAACGCAACAUGAAUGCUGUAGAAGGUCUUGAGACUGCACUUCGGCUUGCGGAGGCUAAUAUCGAAGAGCUUGUCAAGUCUAACCCUCAGAAUGAGAAGAAACCGCAACCAUCUGGCACAGUUCCGACUACAUACUCCUCAGUCUACUUGCGGAUACAACCUUUCCUCUCUACUCUACCUCUCCCCGGCGGAAAGCCAUCUUCACCCAAGUCAUCCACAGAGCCGACCCAUCUUCAAUUUUUACUUUAUUUAUCCGAUCCAGAACACCAGUUGACAUUGUCGACCGUGACGCAAGCGUCACCUGCGAAAUGGUUGGAUCAUUGGGAGAAUCAGGAUUGGGUUGAGGAUGUUACGGCUGAGAUACUGAAGACGGGCGUUGAGACGAUAGGGCAAGAGUACAUCGUAGCGAGGAUGGGAUGGUUGAAGGAAGAUGCGGUAUCUGUGACCCCGGAGAAACAGGAGGAAACGAAAUGACGCUUUGUCGUGUUGCUAAUUUGCUUGUACUUGUUCAUAGUGUUUUAUCUGGACUGUCUUUCCAUAUGUAUUAUUUUGCUACGAGACGUAUAUCCC
Fomitiporia mediterranea MF3/22 is the source of this 1416-nucleotide messenger RNA. RefSeq lists its product as uncharacterized. The coding region runs from base 28 to 1320 and encodes 430 amino acids. NCBI's taxonomy places the organism in Eukaryota, Fungi, Basidiomycota, Agaricomycetes, Hymenochaetales, Hymenochaetaceae. The transcript has 4 exons. The record is from RefSeq and is a predicted model, not a curated record.